Molecule: messenger RNA, 1073 nt
Organism: Lycium ferocissimum
Lineage: Eukaryota; Viridiplantae; Streptophyta; Magnoliopsida; Solanales; Solanaceae
Exons: 4
Coding region: 354-1073 (239 amino acids)
Source: RefSeq, a predicted model, not a curated record
CUAUCCUAUUUUGGCUCUACUUUUAUCUAUAUAUAUUCAAGUCCCAAAAUACCCAUUCAUACGAAAUUGGCUUUAGUUUUUCUUUAACCAUAUAAUCCACUUUUCCUCUAUUCACUUGCAAAAAAUGUCUACCCGAUCUACAGGAUACUCUACCAAUGAAGAUAUGGUAUUAUGCCAAGUUUAUUUAGAUGUAUCUUAAGAUCCAAUAACGGGUAUAAAUCAAUCUAGAGAUAAUUUUUGGGGUCGAGUGGAAGAUGGGUACAAUAGUGCAAAGGAUGAGUGUUGGGAGUAUCGCAACAAAAGAUCGUUGGAAUGUCGAAUUAAAGUUAUUGAGAAGGCUAUAAGAAAAUUAAAUGGUUGUGUACGUCAAGUUGAAAAUUUGCAUCCUAGUGGUGCUUCAGAUAAAGAUAUUAUUAAUCAAGCAAAAUGUUUACUUAUGCAAGAUCCGAAUUACAAAAAAAGGUUUUAAAUUUGAUCAUGUGUGGGAUAUGAUGAAGGAUUUUGAGAAGUUUAAAGAUGUCGAUGCUGGAAGUGAUUCCACAUCAUCACAACGACCUAUUGGGGUGAAGAAAGCAAAAUUGAAGAGAAAAAUCGAAGAAGGUUUUUCAUCUGCUAUGCAAAUGGUCCAAUCAGAAAAUAAUCGGCUUGUUGAGUUGUUGGCAAAGUCAGGUGCAGACAGGCAGCGAGAUUUGGAGAUGAAAGAUAGAGAUUUGAAACUAAAAGAAUUUAAAGAAGAAAAUAAAAUUUUAUUGUCGAAUUUAGAUUCUAUUGGUGAUCCAAAUAUUCGUGAAUUUAUUCUACAAGAACAAAAACGAAUAAUGGAUAAAAGAAGUCAACAAUUUCAACAGCCACAACCACAACAAUCCUCAGCCCCAUACACUCAAUAUUUUAAUGAUAUUGGUGGAUCUGGAAACGACCUACCAGAGUUAUAUAUUCGAAAUUAUUAUCAUGGAACAAAGCCUAGAUGCCCAAUGGAACAUGGCCCAGAUGAGGGGGAAAGGAAAGAGGAUCAGGAGGAUCCCUUCAAAACCGCACAAGAUGCUCCUAAUGAAAUUUAUGAAAUGGAAUGCUAG